GCCGCCGCCGCCACCGCCGCUGCCGCCUCCGCCCGCCUCGCGGACCGAGGGAGCGGGGUCGCCGCCGCCUGCCAGCCCGCGUGCCGGGGGCUGCGGUGGGCCAGGAUGUCGGGCUUCCUGGAGGAGCUGCUCGGCGAGAAGCUGGUGACGGGCGGCGGCGAGGAGGUGGACGUGCAUUCGCUGGGCGCCCGCGGCAUCUCGCUGCUCGGGCUCUACUUCGGCUGCAGCCUGAGCGCCCCCUGCGCGCAGCUCAGCGGCAGCCUGGCCGCCUUCUACGGCCGCCUACGGGGGGACACGGCGGCCGGGGCCGGGGCCGGGCCGGGGCCGGGGGCCGGGGCGGCCGCGGAGCCCGAGCCGCGGCGCCGCCUGGAGAUCGUCUUCGUGUCCUCGGACCAGGACCAGCGGCAGUGGCAGGACUUCGUGCGGGACAUGCCGUGGCUGGCGCUGCCCUACAAGGAGAAGCACAGGAAGCUGAAACUUUGGAACAAAUACCGCAUUUCCAACAUUCCAUCACUAAUAUUCCUAGACGCCACCACCGGGAAGGUCGUGUGCAGGAAUGGGCUGCUGGUGAUCCGCGAUGACCCAGAAGGUUUGGAAUUCCCUUGGGGACCUAAACCCUUCAGGGAAGUCAUUGCAGGGCCCUUGCUGAGAAAUAAUGGACAGUCCCUGGAGAGCAGCAGCUUGGAGGGGUCUCACGUGGGAGUCUAUUUCUCUGCACACUGGUGCCCACCCUGCCGAAGCCUCACCCGGGUCCUGGUGGAAUCCUACCGGAAGAUCAAGGAGGCAGGCCAGAAAUUUGAGAUCAUCUUUGUUAGUGCGGACAGGUCCGAGGACUCAUUCAAACAGUACUUCAGUGAGAUGCCCUGGCUUGCCGUCCCCUAUACCGAUGAGGCCCGGCGGUCACGCCUCAACCGGCUGUACGGAAUCCAAGGCAUCCCCACCCUCAUCGUGCUGGACCCCCAGGGGGAGGUGAUCACGCGGCAGGGGCGUGUGGAGGUGCUGAACGAUGAGGACUGCAGGGAGUUCCCAUGGCACCCCAAGCCCGUGCUGGAGCUCUCCGACUCCAACGCCGUGCAGCUCAACGAGGGCCCCUGCCUCGUCCUGUUUGUAGAUUCUGAGGAUGAUGGGGAGUCUGAGGCAGCCAAGCAGCUGAUCCAGCCAAUAGCCGAGAAGAUCAUUGCCAAGUACAAAGCCAAAGAGGAGGAGGCGCCACUUCUGUUCUUUGUGGCGGGGGAGGAUGACAUGACUGACUCCCUGCGCGAUUACACCAAUCUGCCGGAGGCUGCCCCUUUGCUCACCAUUCUGGACAUGUCGGCCCGGGCCAAGUACGUGAUGGACGUGGAGGAGAUCACCCCCGCCAUUGUGGAGGCCUUUGUGAAUGACUUCCUAGCAGAAAAGCUCAAACCAGAGCCCAUCUAGGGGGCUCCAGCCUCAGGAGACGUUAUUUAAAACUUGGGUCUUCUCCUCUUCCUCCUCCCCUUCCUUCCCUCCACCCUUGGACUUUUCCAGCGUGUCCCAAAUCACACAACCCAAGUGUCCAACCUCUCUGUGGUGCCUUGUUUUCUGCAUUAACUCCUCAGCCAGCACCCUAAGGUGCACAGCCUCUCCGCAGCACAAGAACCCGCCGUGUCUGGAGACCCUGCUCGGGACCAGCGCGCACCCCAUCACGGGCUCUCACUGAAGUACGUACCCGCUGGUCCUGCGCCUAGGGAGCAUGAAGGGACAGCGCCCCGGCGCUCUGGCCCCGCUCCCGGCGUCCGCACGGCACGCAGGGCCCAGGCCAGCGCAGUGACGCAAUGACGCAUGGCUGUACGUGCGGGUGGAGCAGGGAAAGGGCCACGGGCUCGCGAAGCCUCCGCGCGGAGCUGCUGACGGGAAUGGCCUUUGUCCUAAGUGAGUCCGGCUCUCUCGGUGUGAGGGAAAAACACCGGCUUGGCAGCCCGUUCGCGGGCCAGGGGAUCGCAAGAUUGCGAAGGAAGCUCGUGCUCCUUCUUGGGGAGAAAAGGACUAGCUCUGGUAAAGAUUCGUGUAGUAACUGCUUCCUCCGAGCUCCUACCACGUGAUAAGAAAGAGCUUCUCGUGUUUUCCUUACGUCUUUCUUCCUGGAUCUUACCUUCUCCAAGUUUCUGCCUUCUCGUACGAACAGCCUCUACUGUCUUGGAAUUUUAUUCAUAAAUUCUUCCCCCUUGGACAACUUCCCGAGAGGCACCCAGCCCUGUGUCCUUAGAGGAGAGCGCAGACCUCUGACUCGGCCCACCUCUGGGCCUGGGGCCACUGCGGCUCUGCCCAGGUGCCUGUGUCCGCCUUUGGUUACCCGUCAUCCCUCUUUUCUUUUCAAAGCAGAACUAAAAAGAGACAAGAAAUUACCAGAAGCCUAGCUUUUCCCUAAGAACCUGCACAAGGAGCUGUGUCAUAGGGUGGCAGUGGGAGCAGAGGACGUGUCCACUAAAAGUAGGCCUUGGAUCCACUCGGCUAGGCUCCAGUAGCUUGGCUCUCACAGAAGAAAAGUAACAGUUGUGUCCUUGGCACUUGGGGUGGAGGGCUUUGCCUAGGGGUUCACAGGGUUUGGGCCUCUCUCGACCAGGCGUUAGGGUCUUUCAUACGGUCACGGGCCUUACCCUUGGCUCCACUUGUCAGCCAAGACCAUUGAUUUGGAAAACCCGGCCCCCCACCAGCUGUUGACACCACUGCUGCUUGCUGAAUUGGAUUGUUGACGAGUAGUUCAGAGGCACAAAGUUAGUUGGUAAUUAGACAGUUACUUGAUGGCGCAAGCCUGAAAUGCAACCACCUAGUAAGAAAUAAAGCAGGCAACUCUGGACAUCAUCAACAACUUGGCCUUUCCUGUGCUUAAUAACAGAGAUCUUCUUGCUUGUAGUGCUGGGCUCUGGGGAGGGGGUUGGGGGGGAGCAUACAAGAUCCUCUUGACUUUCUUUGGAUACCUUAGUAGCUGUGUUCCAGAAUUAUCGAGAACUGGUCGCCUGAAGUCGAGGAGUUCCUUUGGCUUAGAGCACUGGAGGCAGAUCCCUGCCGGAGCUCUGGCUGCCAUCUCUCCUGGUUCCACUUGUGCUGGCGGAGGGUGGAUUCUCUGGUCACAGGCCUCCUUGUGGACCCUGGCGCUCAUUCCCUCCCCACAGGGGAACAAGUGCUCUGAAGCCCAAGGAGGCCAGUUGCAGAAACGAGGAAUCCCACGCAGGUCUCCCUGUGAAGAACAGGCAAUAGCUGGAGACCCUCAGCCCUAGCUCUAGCCUGGGCUAGGGGCUUCUCUGGAAACCCUGCCUGUGUCUCCUCUGGGUGUGCGGUGGAUGCGGGGACAAGGUGAGCUCCACCUCACUUGGAAGAUGGGUUUCUUUGGAUUUCUGCCUGUGUCCCAUAUCAUGAUAGCCUUGGAGAAAAAGUGGUCUCUCUCAGCAACUACUUCUCUUCUGGUGCAAAAGGAACAGAGUCCAGUGAGGGGUGCCUGUAAGUCCCUGCGGCAGAAAAAUUAGGUCAUCUGUGAUUGUUCUCUGGCCUUACGGCGCUGACUGAACUACUUGCCACUAAGGGCAACGGGCUCCCUACCACCAGAAUUCCCCUCUGAGAGUGAGUGUGUAGCUUAGGAUCAGUGGGAAGGUUUACUACAAAAAACCUUUAGGUUUAUAUGGCGGCUUUGAGGGGAAACGCUGGGGGAGGACCACUUCACCAGUGCCAGCAAAACCCUCUCUCAGUGGUGCCAGAGAUCCUAAAGGUUCUUGAUGCAGACGGAGUGGGUGGCUUCCUAAUUCCCACUAAGCAGCUCCAGAAUACCUUAAUUCUUGUCACUAAUUGGAAGCAGGUUAAAACCCUGGCUGUGAUCUCUUCAAGGGCUUCCGUCAGCAACGAGGGAAACCCGCGCCCCAGCAGGUUGAGGCAGGAAGGUGGGCUGUAAAAAUGCCACCCUGGGGUUCCAGAUCUUGUGCUCGCCACAAUGACCUCCAGAUCCGAUUCUACCCAUUUUCACAACGAGAUGAGAUUUUUUUACCUGUCCCCAACAAUAAAGAUCUGGUUAAGAAUAAAGGGUAUGUGUCUGGAAUUGGUAUGUACAGUGGGCAGCGCUGAAUGCCAAGGCGCAACCAAAGCUUCCUUUCCA
Neomonachus schauinslandi (Hawaiian monk seal) is the source of this 4105-nucleotide messenger RNA. It is a transcript of the gene NXN, whose product is annotated as nucleoredoxin. The record is from RefSeq and is a predicted model, not a curated record. Bases 106 to 1419 code for a protein of 437 amino acids. Gene Ontology annotation, molecular function: thioredoxin-disulfide reductase (NADPH) activity. Lineage: Eukaryota; Metazoa; Chordata; Mammalia; Carnivora; Phocidae. The transcript has 8 exons.